AUGGAGAGGUUGAAUUAUGUUGUGUCUCUGCUGGAAAAUCAACCAUCUCAUUCUGUAGAGAGUGGUCCGGUUGUCUCCCCUGAAACCAACAACACCAACACAGUCUCCCCGUGGCUGGUUGCUCAGCACGACCACCCGCAAGUAUCCUCUCAAGCCUUGUCGCAUUGCAAUCUAUCCUGCCGUGUGUUGCAGUGGCCAAUUCUUCAUAAUGAGAGUUACGAUGCGGUAUUGGAAUCGAUGUUUGUGUCGGAGAAAGAGGAUUUAACAUCGCGUUCAUCACGCCCACGAGGUGUCGUGGAAGAAGAAUUCCCCGCCCAUGUCCGUUCUUUUCUUGCCAAUGUUCAUACUAAAAACCCGGUGGUGGAGCACAAGACAUUAAUCCAAUAUGCAAACGAUUUCGCAGAGAAUGACAUAUCGUGGGAUGGACCCAGUUGCCUGGUCCUACUGACUUCGGCGCUGGGCAUUAUCUCGACAACAUUUCAGCGUGUUCCAACGUCACAGCAGGCUCAACCAGAAUCCGAUAGAUCACUUGCAGAUGCUUGUUAUUUCGCAGCCCGAAAGCGCAUCGGCCUGCUGAGCGUGACGUCCUUACUAUACCUCCAGUGCUAUUUCCUUUCAGGUGUCUAUGAGAUGUAUACCCUACAACCAUUGAAAGCAUGGCACUCAUUCUACAUGGUAUCGACGGCGAUGCCAUUGUACACCCGCACUAGAAGUGCUGGAUCAAUCGAUAUUGAAACAAAUGAUCUGGAACAGCGUCUGUUCUGGUCUGCCUCGAAGUCGGAAUUUGAGCUCCGCAUUGAGCUGGACCUACCCGUCCCACUAGUCCCCGAGCCCAGCUUUCCAACAGACUAUCCAAAUCCCCCAACGGGUAGUAACGAUGUACCUGCAGAAUUUCCGCAGGAGGAGAGUUGGUAUUACUAUCUAUUCGAAGUAUCCCAGAAGCGAACGAUGUAUCAAGUCAUCAACACAUUCUACUCGAGCAAACAUGACACCCAGCUACUCGAAGCUCCAGUCGGGGCAAUGACACAAGAUGCCAUAGAACUGGAGCGACAUCAGACACUCGCCGCAUCACGACUCCCUCCCUGGCUACGAUUUGUCGAAGGCGAGGCCUCUGAUCGGGAAUUGCCACAUUUCAUCCAUACCCGCUCUCUCUCUGUACAAGACAGUAUCCUUCGACCCUUUCUAUUUCUCUUGAUUCACUCAACUGUCUUGCAACCACCUACUGUCUGCGGAUUUGCCCAACGCUGCUUGGAGGGGUGCUACGCUAUCAUCAACCUGGGCAAUAUCCAGCAUCGACAUCAUGGAAGCUGGUUCCAGGCCCGUGCAUCCUUCCGCUGUGGAUUGUCUAUUAUUGCAGCGAAGAAGAGUGAGAAGAUAACUGUCCGCUCUGAUUGGAGACACUUCGCAGAUAUGGCGUUGAGCGUACUCGAGUUCUGGGGAAAGGUUGCUGCCGACUUGCAAAGGCUGGCUGUCGUCUUUCGCAGUGUUUAUGAUAAGAUGUCAGAUUAUGAUUGA
Molecule: messenger RNA, 1515 nt
Organism: Penicillium salamii
Lineage: Eukaryota; Fungi; Ascomycota; Eurotiomycetes; Eurotiales; Aspergillaceae
Source: the annotation of a GenBank genome assembly